AUGGGUAAAAAAACAAAAAUCGGAAAGCAUCGGAAGGAUAAAUAUUAUCACUUAGCUAAAGAAACAGGUUUUAGAUCUCGUGCAGCUUUCAAAUUAUUACAGUUGAAUAGAAAAUUUGAAUUCUUACAAAAGUCUCGAGUAUGUAUCGAUCUUUGCGCUGCUCCGGGAGGAUGGAUGCAAGUUGCCAGACAAAAUAUGCCAGUCUCAUCAAUUGUUAUCGGUGUGGAUUUAUUUCCGAUAAAGCCAAUUCCUGGAUGCAUCAGCCUGGUUGAAGAUAUUACUACAGAUAAAUGUAGAGUGGCUAUUUCAAAAGAAAUAAAAACAUGGAAAGCCGAUAUUGUAUUAAAUGAUGGAGCCCCAAAUGUUGGAAAAAAUUGGCUUCAUGAUGCUUAUCAACAAGUUACUUUAACUUUGUCUGCUUUAAAACUAGCUUCUCACUUUCUAAAACCUGGAGGAUGGUUUAUCACAAAAAUAUUUAGAUCAAAAGAUUAUAAUGCCCUUUAUUGGAUUUUAUCACAGCUGUUCAAAAAGGUCCAUGCGACAAAACCUCAAGCUUCUAGAUUGGAAUCAGCCGAAAUAUUUGUUGUUUGUCAACAUUAUAUUGCACCCGAUAAAUUAGACCCGAAAUUUUUCGAUCCGGCUUAUGUUUUUUCGGACUUGGAUAUCACUAAUAAUAAAUUGUUUAUCCUGCAUCCAGAAAAACGUAAAAAAGCCAAAGCUCUAGGAUAUCCAGAAGAUGAUCAUACUCUACAUCGUCAAUUACCGGCGUCCGAGUACAUUGCUCACGAAACUGGUAUUGAAAUUUUAGAAAAUAUCGCCGAAAUUGUGAUAGAUGAUCCUCGAAUAGCUGAACAUCCUAAAACAACCAAGGAAAUACUAGAGUGCUGUAAGGAUAUUAAAGUUUUAAAUCGUAAAGAUAUAAAAUUAUUACUAUCAUGGUGGAAAGAAUUACGCAAACAAUUUCACGAUACAAGUGAAAAGGCUGAUGAGAAUACUGAAGACAAUAAAAAAGAAGAUAAAGAUAAGAAAGACGAAGAUGAAAGUGAUGAAGAUAAAGAGCAAAUGAAAAUUGAUGCCGAAAUAGCAGAAUUAAAAGCUGAAGAAAUGCGUAACUUAAAAAAAAAGAAGAAAAAGACCCAAAAAGAACGACAAAAAUUAAAUGAAAAAUUAAAUUUAAAAAUGAUUCACAAAGGUGAUGAAGGACCGAUAUUGGAAUGUGAAGAUAUGUUUACCCUUAAAAAUAUAACAACACAUCAGUUAUUAAAUCAAAUCACUGAUCAAACACCAGAUAUAACUGCCACGAGUGAUAUUGAUUCAGAAGAAGAAACUUUUUUGCCUAAAAAAACUAAGUAUGAUAAAGAUACGAAUCAGUUGGACAGCAAAAGUUUGAGUUAUGUAAAUGAGAUAAGUAUGUCAGAAUCAGAAAAUUCAGAUGAUGAUGAUUAUAAUGUAAAUGAAAGUGGUUUAAAUUUGAGUGAUAGUGAAGAUGACACAUCAUUGAUCGAAGAUGAGAAUGAUAUUAAUGAAGGUAGUGAGCUGAAUAAUCCAUUGAUUACGGAUUUAGAAGACAAUAAGGACAAAAGCUCAAAAAAAAUUAACAAAGCAAAAAUUUGGUUUGAAAAAGAAGCUUUCAAAAAUUUAGAAAAUGAUAGUGACGAGGAAUUUGAAUUAGAUAAUAUGAUGGAAGUUUAUUCGAAGGAAGAAAACUCCAAAGUUAAUAAAAAGAAAACAAAAAACCAAUCUAAAAAAGUACAAAAAUCAGUUGAUUCCGAUUCUGAUUACGAUGUUGAAGAAGACUUUAUUCCUAAGUCGAAAAAAAUGACUCAAAAUAAUGAGUCAAAAAUAACUGAAAAAAAUGCUAAAGUAACCAAGAAAAGAAAAUUAAAUGAAAAAGAAUUAGCCCUUGCUACAUUGUUUAUUAACAGUAAAAAAUCUCGUAAAGAUUUAACUGACGCAGGUUGGAAUAGAUAUUCAUUUGGUAAUGAGAAACAUUUGCCCGAUUGGUUUGUCAAAGAUGAAGAAAAAAAUAUGAAAAAAGAAGAACCUGUUCCUAAGGAGCUUGUAGACGAAUACAAGAAACAAUUAGUUGAUAUUAACGCACGGCCAAUAAAGAAAGUUAUGCAGGCCAAAGCAAGAAAGAAGAAACGAGCUUUACGAAAACUGGAAAAAGCAAAGAAAAAGACUGAGGCGUUAAUAGACAACGAAGAUAUUACUGAUCGCGAGAAAUCUCAUCAAAUCAAAGCAUUAUAUAAAAAAGCGUUGAAACAACCAAAGAAAGAAGUAACAUACGUAAUAUCCAAAAAGCAUACUGCUCAAAAAAGAGUUCCUCGACCAUCAGGUGUCAAAGGACACUACAAACUUGUUGAUUCGCGAAUGAAGAAAGAUUUGCGAGCUCAAAAAGCUAAAGAAAAGACUAAAGGUCGUGGGAAAAAAACUCGUAAAGGUACGUCCCGUGGUAAAUCUAAAGCGAAAUUUUCAAAAAAAGAAAAAUCUAAAUAA
This is a messenger RNA of Cotesia congregata, 2499 nucleotides long. Lineage: Eukaryota; Metazoa; Arthropoda; Insecta; Hymenoptera; Braconidae. The record is from the annotation of a GenBank genome assembly.